This is a messenger RNA of Mesocricetus auratus (golden hamster), 4080 nucleotides long. RefSeq names its product RAB23, member RAS oncogene family (gene Rab23). Gene Ontology annotation, molecular function: GTPase activity; GTP binding. The transcript has 6 exons. Gene Ontology annotation, biological process: regulation of exocytosis; Golgi vesicle fusion to target membrane; cellular response to insulin stimulus. The record is from RefSeq and is a predicted model, not a curated record. NCBI's taxonomy places the organism in Eukaryota, Metazoa, Chordata, Mammalia, Rodentia, Cricetidae. Bases 336 to 929 code for a protein of 197 amino acids. Gene Ontology annotation, cellular component: synaptic vesicle; endosome; plasma membrane.
UGUGUCGGUGGCUCCCGUAGCAGCUAGUGCGGCUGGGUUUUGCUGUUGGCUGUUUGUUUUGCUCAGUCUUUUAAACAAGGCCUUAUGUUGUCCACAUUGGCCUUGCACUUGCCAUGUAGCCAAGGAUGAGCCUAAACUCCCAGUCUCUUCCUUCUACCUCCAGGCACGUGUUUUACACAGCCUUCAGCUACUACACCUGCACGUGUUUGUAUUUUUGAGACAGCUACUACACCUGCACGUGUUUGUAUUUUUGAGACAGGUUCUCACUGUUGUAGCUCACACUGGCCUCAAAUUGCUCUCCUCCUUCGUAGUCUCUGAGUGCUAAAAUUAUAGGUAUGUGCCAUCAUGCCAGACCUGGGGGAGUUCUCAGAGUUAACGAUGAAGAUGUCAGGCUAAUGUUAUGGGACACCGCAGGUCAAGAGGAAUUUGAUGCAAUAACGAAAGCAUACUAUCGAGGGGCCCAGGCUUGUGUGCUUGUGUUUUCUACCACAGACAGGGAAUCUUUUGAGGCAAUUUCCAGCUGGAGAGAAAAAGUAGUCGCGGAAGUUGGAGAUAUACCAACUGUGCUUGUACAAAACAAGAUUGACCUGCUGGACGACACGUGUAUCAAAAAUGAGGAAGCUGAGGCUCUGGCCAAGAGGCUGAAGUUAAGAUUCUACAGGACGUCUGUGAAGGAAGAUCUGAAUGUGAAUGAAGUUUUUAAAUAUUUGGCUGAGAAACAUCUACAAAAACUCAAACAACAAAUAACCGAAGAUCCAGAGCAGACGCAUUCAAGUAGUAACAAAAUCGGUGUCUUUAACACAUCCGUUGGAAGUCACUUGGGUCAGAAUUCAAGUACCCUUAACGGUGGAGACGUCAUCAAUCUUAGACCUAACAAACAAAGGACCAAGAAAACCAGAAAUCCUUUUAGCAGCUGUAGUAUACCCUAAGUUGUUUCAGGGAGGGGAGCAGGAUUGCAUUUGCAGUUCCCUGAGGAGCACCCAGCAUCACUGUGUGUUCGAGUCUUAGCGGACCUUGCACCUCGCCCUGAAAGCUGACAUUGUAAUGUUGCCCUGCAGCGCUUCUCAGAUGUAGAUGGAGACCUCUGCUGGAAAAUUACUGCCUUGGGCAUUCAUUCUACUUCUUCACAUUAGACGAAGCUUCUCCUGUUUUUGAAGGGACACCACGGGACAUGUCAAAAACGGGUUUUGCUGAAUUUUAAAUGCUGAAAACAAAAAUGAAAUGACUAAAUAUAUUGGGUCCAGUUUUACUCUUAGAGACUAAGGAGAGAUAGCAAGUGUUCUUUUUCUGGAACUGAUCCUCUAGCUUUUCUGGAAUGUUCAUUCUGAAUACUGAAGGAAAAAUUCAGACUUUGUCAGCCUGCACUACUGUGUGUUGUCAGUGGUCCUCGUGCAAUAUCUGUAAAGUGUAGAUUGUGGGCUUGUGCAUGCAGACACCUGGCCCCAGAAAACAAAGGUCUGUGCGCUAGUCAAGGGUUUGUAGAUUCUAAGUAGGUCACCCAUACAACCAUUACACAUUGUCUGUCUUUAUGGUCUCACAUGAGAAUGUCGAGACAUAUUUUACAAAAUGAACUUGGACUUAAAUGUACUGUGUGCCAAAACAGCCCCCUAAUUUUUACAGUGCUUUGGUAGUAGGAUUUGUAUUCGUGGCAUCUUUUAAAGGCAGUGUCCUCUCCAACAGUGUAGGUGAAGGUAAUGUAAACAUCCGAAUGCCAGACUUCUCCCUAGUGAGAGUCCUGCAUUCUUCUCCGUGGCCACUGUAAGAUGGCAAGCUCUUGCUGUCACAAGCUUAGCCACAUCCCCCGGUCCACAGGAGCCAACAGUCACUCAGAAGAUCCUGGGAAGUGUGUGCACACUUGCUUCCGGGCUGAUGACUGAGACCCCAACUCUGAACUUUGAAGAUGAAGGGAGCCAUUUUUUCAGAAUGUACAAAAGAUAGUCUCUGGUCCUGACCCAGAUUAUGAAUUUUCUGGAGCCUUGCAACUCUGAAGUAUCCUUCUGUUUACACACCUUGUAUAGCAUUUUAAGACUAUUGCUUGAACUUUUGUGGCCUUUGGUUUACACAGACCCUUAUCAGGAGCUGUCAGCCCCGAGAUGUCUGUAAAGAAAUGACCCAGUGUGUAAAUGAUGCUUGUAAACUUGUAGUUUGGGACACUAGCCUGCCAAAGAGAGAUAAUUUCAUGAGGUCUUUUAAAAAAACUGAAUAUUCGUCAUUGCUGGUUUUAUUUUUAAAGCUUGAAUCACUCCUUUCCACAUUCCUGGUUUUCACAGGAUUUCAAAUAUAUAAAAAUGAUUUUUCUUGAAAAAUGUGCUAUGACGUCAUUUUCUAUUAUUUUUAUCAAAAUAUGUUCAAUAUAUACAUAAAUGAUUGAUGUAUUUCUCUUGUUCUUUUUUGUUUUUAAGUUCACCCCCAUUGUACUGCCCUCACCCUGCCCAGAUUGAUGUUGAGAGCAUAGCAGAAGUCACGGAGUGCCCUUGUUACGUAGUCCACACUGAAUGCUCGCCCUUCACAGCAAUGAAAGGGUCUGGCCUCAUCCAUCCCCAAGUAGUAAAGAUGCUUGUUCUGUGUUAUCUGCUGUUAGCACUCCCAUUGCUGGCGGUGGGCUAAGAGGUGGGGGCCUUGGUUCCUAACCAGGGUCCCUGGGUGCCUGUGUGCCUCAUGGUUUCUCUCAUACAGUCGCCUUAGCUUCUGCACAAAGUGUGUUUGGUGGCAAGUGGUCUUGUUAUUUUUAAUUGGCAGGGUUAAAUUGGAAGAAUUCAUUAUAGACCAUUGUAGCUUAAUCAUAGUCACUAAAUGUGUGGGGAAAAGGUGUGUGGUACUUCUCUGUAAAAUAAUGACCCAGUCUAAUUAUGGCUGCUGAUUCCUUAAUGUUUGUAACAGAAUUUUAUGUAUUUUGUUUUAUCUUUUUUAAUGGAAGUCUUUGUUACACAUUUGAAGUUUUACUUUGCAUUGCUAUAUUUUAUACUUUGAGAAGUCUAACAUCAGCCACAAGUAAUUGAUUUAUCAAUGUAUUUAAUUCUGAAACCUUUAGAGGUCACCUUGCUUUCUUUUGUGACUGUAACUUUGGUGAAGCCCCUUGGUGAUGAUAAAGAGAACUCUGUCCAUUUGUGCUCUAGUUUUCUGGCAUCAUCUCCCGUGGUUAGGGUCAAGCACACAGCUGUGGAAUAAUUGCCAUAUCAAAGAGUUCCUCAGGUUUCCUCUUCCAGUCUCUGCCUAUGUACAUAAAACGGCCCUGUGAGGCAGUACAAAUAAACACAGGUUUAACUGUUCCUUUCUAUCCACUCAAAGUGACAGCACACAUCUUUUUCAAAUUAGAGCUAACACUACCACAGAGAAGCUGUAUGACCGACGCUUCCCUGCAGAGUGAAGUUAAGCAGUUGCUUCUGACCUGGGAAAGCAGCGCUGAGAAGAACUUGGGAGUGUGGGCCCGCCCUGUGCUUGCCACCAGGAACUGGGGUCUAGUCAGAACAUUAGGAUGAGGAGUUGGCCUUAGAAUCCAUCAUCCUUUGGAGAGAUUCUGGUACCUGCUGUGAGGUACUCUGGGAACACCUCAUUGGAGCAUCACUCACAGACCGACCGCAGGGGGCUCACAGGGUGAGCGCAUCCUCCGCUGCAACCAUUCAGUGACUAGGUGGCUUUAAUCACCAUAACUUGUUACUCUGAAGGGUUUCAUAGAUGCAACUUAAAAAGCUAUCAUACAAAGGAAAUUAUCUGCAUACAGGUACAUAAACCACAGUGGGGUCUGAAAUACCCAGGCACCAAGCUCCCAGAUAAUGGAAUGAUUUGGCCACCAGAGUCUUUGUUACUACUCCUGAUGUCUCUUGAAAUAUCUAUAGUAGGAUGUUGAUAAAUGGUAUUUUAAAAACAAAAUCUUUGGAUCAAAGGAAAAACUUUACCCCUCCUAUAUUUUUGUUACUAAUAAAUAAUGCUUUUGUAAAUCUGAAUGGGAAACUACUUGUAUGUAUUCAUACUGAGUGGUACUUAUGCCUUUGGGGUUAAUUUAAAAAUGUACUACUACUUGAUUACAAUUUCAACAAAGAUGAAUUCCAAUAACCAAAAUAAUAAAGCAUUUUAAAGCUA